GCCGGAUUCCCACGAGACGUCGGGGCGUGGCUUGCGGGGGGAGCUGAGCGACGAGAAAGGGCGUCGUUUGCAAACGGGGGCCAAAGGGAGGGAGACAGACGAGAGCGAGCGGGCAGGCAUUCUUCCAGCUCGAUCCCCCCCACCCCCAUCAUAAUUUUGGAUGUUAUUCCAGCGUAAACGUUUGGGGAUCUAGGAAGAUCUACUCCGUUGUGUGCAACGCGGGUAACCGUGUUGGUCCGCAGUCGAAGAGCAAGAUCCAGGCCCGAUAGCGCCCUAAAGACCCGCUAGAUUUCCAAGGGAGAAGCCCUUUCCGUGGGUCUCGAAUGCAUCCAGCCCCUGUGUUAAUGACGUCUAGCGUAAUCUUUUGCAUCCAAGCCUCUUUUGAAUGACCCUAUGUUUUUGUGUCUAAAGCCAAAAGCGACAUUUUUUCUCUGCAAAAAGAGGCACUAAUCCAGCCCCUUCAAGGUUGAAGUCAUGUCUGGAGAAGGAGUGGCAGUUGUGGACCUCCCAUUUGAAAAUAUCUUUGCUCACGAGUUGCCAGUGGGAAUUAAGAUGGAAGAGGUGGAUCUCACAAGCGAGGAAGGACUGAGAAGGGAGAAGGCCACACAUUUUGAUGACGACGAGACCGCCAAAGGGAUCCCCGAAAGGAUAGCACCACAGCUAGUUAAACAGGAACCGGAAGAAAGGUUGGCCCAGCAUUGGGAAACCCAGUGGCAGGAAUUCCUGAGAGCAUUGCAACCCCAUCAUGCAGGGUGUGGUAACCCAGAGGCGCUGCGGGUUGAUAAGAUUGUUGAUGAGUUAUCCUUGGUCACCUUGGAGAAAGACACUGACACUGGCCAGUGUCCCACAGUGGAUGAGGGAGCCCAAAUCUCCUUAGACCAUGAGAGAGUCUUGGAUGACAGAGAUAGCAAGAAAGCAAAGGACUGUGUGCUUGGAGGUGACAGUAACAUCAGUGCUGAGAUCCAGCGCAAGCGGUUCAGGCAUUUCUGCUACCGAGAGACUGAGGGACCUCGAGAGGUUUGCAGUCAACUCCGGGAGCUCUGUCAUCGCUGGCUGAAGCCUGAGAGAUGCACCAAGGAACAGAUCCUGGAGCUGCUGAUCCUGGAGCAGUUCCUGACUGUCCUACCUCAGGAAAUGCAGAGCUGGGUCCGGGAAUGUGGGCCAGACACCUGCAGCCAGGCAGUGGCCUUGGCAGAAGAUUUCCUCCUGAGUCAAGAGGAGCAUUGGGAACAGGUGCUUCUUGGGUCACCUGAGCAGGAGGCAGCUGCUGUGGGUUCACCAUCUUCUGCUAUCAAACCAGGUCCACUCUGCAAAGGAGUCAAAGAGGAAGAGGACGAGGAAGACCCCAGCCUGUUCAGUAAAGUCAAUGGAACAACACCCCUGAGACUAGGUUCUAGUUCGUCUCCUCACUGUGCUGCUCUGGAUCCAGCUGAGGGCCUGGUGAGUUUUGAGGAGGUAGCCGUUUGCUUCUGUGAGGAGGAAUGGGCUGUGCUGGGUCAAGGCCAGAGAACUCUGUACAGGGAAGUCAUGAUGGAGAACUAUGAAAAUGUGGGUGCUCUGGGAUUUUGGGUUCCCAAACCUGAUCUCAUCUCUUGGCUGGAAGAAGGAGGAGAUGCGUUCCUCCAUGAUUCCAAGGAAAUGGAAAGUUUUUCAGAUGAUGCCACUGUGAGUGGGGUCAAAGAAGAAGACCUGAAGCUAGAUAUCUCUAGACCAGAAGAGUCAUUGGAGAUUUUCCCAGGAAGAUUCCAAGAGGAUGUUUCUUUGCCAACUCUGCAGCACUGUGAGAGCGAUGGCAUGGCCAGUGAGAAUGAGGACGAGAUGACUAAUCAGGAUGGCUCUGAGUCAGCAGGGUUGCUGGGGACCUUAAUAGGAGGAUCCCGAAGGGACACUUCUGUGAAGUCAGAACCUUGCGAUCAGGGCUACGAGUCUGACAGGCAGCAGCGGUACCAGGCCGUGAAGAUGUGGGGUAUAUCCAUCCAGAAACUGGAGAACAUCACAGCGGAGACCCUUGGCGUCAUUCAGAUGGGGGAGGAGAGCCACAUGUGCCGCAAGUGCGGGCAGACAUUUGAACACCAGUCGGGACUUAUCGUGCACCAAAUGAUCCAUACAGCAGAGAGGCCCUAUGAGUGUCUCGAGUGUGGGAAAAGCUUCUGCCAGAGGGAGAACCUGCUUGCACACCAGAGGAUCCACUUGGGGGAGAGACCUUAUGAAUGCCUCCAAUGCGGGAAACACUUCAGCACCAGGUCCCAUCUCAUUACCCACCAGAGAAUCCACACAGGUGAGAAGCCUUACGAAUGCCUUCACUGUGCGAAAAGCUUCAGCAACAAGUCAUCCCUGGUGACCCACCAGAGGAUACACACUGGAGAGAAGCCUUAUGAGUGCCUGGAGUGUGGCAAAAGCUUUUGCCAGAGCGGCCAGCUGAUCAGGCACCAGAGAAUCCACACAGGGGAGAAGCCCUACGCCUGCCCCCAGUGUGGGAAAUGCUUCUGCCAGAGAGGACAGUUGAUCAGACACCAGAGGAUGCACACGGGGGAGAAACCUUAUGAAUGCCUUCAGUGUGGGAAGAACUUCAGCAGGAAAUCGUACCUUGACAUUCACCUCCGCAUGCAUACGGGAGAGAAGCCCUAUGGGUGCCUGGAGUGUGGGAAAAACUUCUGUCAGAGUGCCCAACUGAUCCGGCAUCAAAGAAUCCACACAGGUGAAAAGCCUUUCACGUGCUCUGAGUGUGGAAAAAGCUUCUUCCAGAAAGAGAAGCUGGUGAGGCAUCAGAGGACCCACGUGGAAGCAAAACCCUAUGAAUGCUCUGUGUGUCAAAAAACCUUCCUGCGGAAAGACAAGCUCAUUCAUCACCAGAAAGCUCAUAUGGGACUUGAGACAUUAUGAAUUGUUCCUUUUUUUUCAGUCUUGCAAGUUUUGUAAAACUUAAUCUCGUCCUUCACUUGAGAAACAUUAGAAGGUUCUUGUGGUAACUUGGGCCAUUCCAAAUAAAAGAAAAAUGAUACCAGAUUGAAGUAGAAGAAUUGACUGUUUUCAGCAGUAGACAGCCAGGUGCCUCCAUAAAUUCCCAAGCAGAGCAGGAAAACAAUGGCUAUCGCCUUUCUAUUGGGUUGGAGAAUAUUCUGUUACAUCUCAAACGUAACUUGUUUGAUAAUCUACGUAUAUGAGGAAAUCUUGUCCUUGUUCUUUUCUAAAUCAGUGUGGGAUUAGGGCUGUUCUUUCUUACUAAAAUUUAAAGAAACAGAAGCAUUUUACAAAUCAUUCUUGAGACUCCCAGUAAUUACAAACAUGACAUCCUGUGAUUCUUUGUAGGCAAUCCGCUGCAGGGUGAAAACAUAAACUAGAGAUCACUCUCCAGCAUCCUGCAGUUAGUUGGUCUGUCUUAGCGUCACUUGUAUAUAUUAAUCCAUUCCAACACAAUAAUUGUGCCAGCUUUCAAAUGCAGGAAUAACUUCCUAGAGGUCUUCCAUGUCUUUAAGCGCUAACUGGUGCUGUGACAAGACUUUGCCUGAUCAGUAUAGAAGGUCUUGAAUGGAAAAGAUAGGUUUUCAAGAAGAUGAUUUGCUAGUUGGCUGAAAUUUGGAAUGUUUCAUUUAAUGCCAUUUGGUAGUCUCGCCACUGCUAGCCCUGCCUCCAUUUCCACUCCUGGUGCCAAUCCCACUGCUGACACCACUCCUUAUUCUUCAACUGACAUAAUCAUAAUCCAAGCUUCUAUGGCUGUGUGUUCAAACAGUGGUGGCCCUGGCGCUUUCAGAAUUGAUUGGAAGGUGUGGGAGCAAGCACACAAAUCUGAUAGAUCACUGUUUUGACAAAGAAUUAAAAUCAGUUUGAAGCUGUAGCUCUUGACUCAAACUCAGCUAGCACAGGAGGAGGAGUGAACUUUUUAGAACGAUUGCUCUCUGUGGAUUCAUGUGCUCCCACAACUGUUCUCUUAGGCCUAAAAUUGAGAGAGUGGAAUGGAUAUCUCUUAUCUGUAACCCAAGGAUACCACAUCAGAAAUUGUGAAAGCCAUGUGUGUGUAAAGUGUUGUCAAGCUGCACCCCCCUUAUGGUUUCAAGGCAAAAGACAUUCAGAGGUGGUUUGUUAUUUCCUGCCACAGCAUAGCAACCCUGGACUUCCUUGGUGGUUUUCCAUCCAAGUACCAACCAUGGCCAACGCUGCUUAGCUUCCAACAUCUGGAUUGCAGAAAACACAGCUUGAGGUCCUACAUGACGAAGAGAGCUUUGACUCUUGAAAGCUCAUACCAUGGAAAUCUAGUUAGUCUUUAGGGUGCUAUUGGACCUGAAUCUUGUUCUUCGACUGCAAAUCAGCAAGACUACCUACCUGAAACUACCCACGUAAUAUCCGUUUUCUUAAUCUUGUGAUUGGUUUUUGAGAGGUAGCAUUUGCCAUAAUUCCUGAACACUGUGAAUAGCAGAAAAUCGUAAGAUCUCCCCCCACACCUGGUCGUUAUACUUCCUUGAUGCAGCAAAUGGCACCCUGGCCGCACGGUGCUGGUACUAUCUAUAUCUACAGCCAGGCAUCUGGAGGAGGAAAGACCUGUUUGAACUGAGGCAGCAGAUGGUAUGCAGCAGACCCUGCCAGGCUUCACUGCAAAACCAGGAGCCUUCAGAAUUGAGGAAAGCACAACAACGUAUCAGGUGCCAGCACAGCUCAGUUUUUUGCAGUUGGAGGAGCGGUGCACAGGUGCCAUGUAGUGUGUGAGGAGAGUGCAUGCUGAAGGGAAGUGCCGGGACCUGGGAAUGAACAAAAGGAGCCAUUCUGAAGCACUUUGGCUAGCAUGCUUGAUCAAGGGGGCGUAUCAUCCCCAUCUCUGUUUCUGUAUAUAUUUACUAAGGGAUAUAUUCUGUACAAUGAACCCACUGUGUCUAUGGUUCUGUCUACACUGUAGCUAUCUUCAUAGGGAGAGCGUGAAUGCUUCCAGUCACUGAUAACUUUUCUUCUUUCUCCAACCUUAAGUGGUGAAAAUUGGGGUUUUGCAGUGCGCCUCUGCCCUCCAGCCACAAAAUUGCGCCAGUCCCUUAUGAAAAAGGAUGUAUUUUUCACGCUCAUGUGCAUGACAACCCACGAGUGGACUGGGAAGUGAAAACAGAGGAGGCCAAGAUGAGCAACCUUUGUGGUGCUACAGGCUAGCACUGCAGGGCCACUCGGCAAAGCGGGGCUGCAAUGGACAUUAGCUCACUUGCUGCAUUGACCGCCCCACCCCCACCAAAAAAACCUUGAAGCAGUGCAGGAGACAGAUGGUGAACUGACACAAACUGCCAUGGCCGCUAAAGAGUACAGGUGAAGUGUCCCCUUAGGCUAGGGCAGAGUUGCUGGCGAUUGCCUCUGCUUGCUCCUGGCUACCGACAGCCCUCUAGAUUUCCAUGUAAGUUAAAUGGCAAGUCUGCCCCUUUGACAACCCCACAACUUAAGCAGAGCUUUUCCUGCUCCAUUUUGGGAUUGUGUAGUAUUGGAAUGGCAUUCCUUCCUUUUUUGGGUCGAAUUUUGUGAGCAUAUCUGACCGUUUUUGGUCUCCCUCCUUAACUCCCAUCUGAUUAGAAUUCUACGCCGUACUACGUUCAUGGUGUGUGACAUGGACAUAGUUCCUUAUAAAAGUGGGAGAAACUGAGGUAGCCGGUAUAAUGAGCUCACACCUUUGGAAACACUGCCCACAUUAUGGAAUGCACAGAUGUCAGGGCAGGGUUGUUCAAUUGCCUACUGCUGUUUCCCCUUAACUGCAGUUUCCUCCAGGCAGCAAGUCAGAAACUUCUCCCAAGACAGGAGUAACUCAGAUGUUCAUUCAUCCUGUACCACAAACGGAGUUGAACUGGGUCAGCAGAAAGGUUCUUGAUGACAAGCAGUAGUCUCUGAUUCUGUCAUACUUUAGACAAGCCAUAAAAAUCUCCCUCCAGCCAGCCUGGUGUCAUUUGAGUUCUGAUGCUGGGUGAGUGCCAAAAUCAUAGCUCAGGAUACAAGAAGCAUAUUUAAAGAUACUAAUCCUUUCAUUUCCAGCACUCCACCAUCACCUGUUUAGGCUACAGAUUAGUCUGGAAAAGAAAAGAUGUUCCCAGUUGAUAAAAAAGUUCAGCUGAGAUUGGAAAAGCUCUUUUGGAUGUCUAGGAAUAAUGGCACAUCCAAAAGAUUACUGACUCUUUCCCCCCCAUAUGUCAUAUCAAUAGGUCCUUUUGAAAAUGCCCUCAGUUUCAAAAGCAGUUUGCUAGGUAGCAGUGGGCUCAUGCUAAGAAAUAUGAACUGAAGGAUCCUUUGGGAUCCUGACUUGCAUCAAUACUUCCUUAUCAAAUGAGGCCACAGUAUUUUAGACCAGCUACAUUUUUUUAGACUAAGCCCCCCAGUGUGGUGCCUAUGGGUACUAUAGUGCCUGCUGAUUAGAGAUGGGCACGAACCAAAAUACGAACCAAAGUUCGUGACGAACUAAGCCAGUUCGUGGUUCGUGAACCAGUGGUUCGUCAGAGCCCAUUUCAGAUGAACUGCAAUAAACUUUAGGCUGGUUCGUUUGGUUCAGUUUUUGGUUUGUCACUGCAGACAGCCUGGUGCCGAUCAAUCAGUUUCCUAAGAUGGACUUCCUGCAGACCUUCUGCUGACCCGGAAGUGGCUUUCUGCUGGCCCAGAAGUGACAAUUUGCUGACCUGGAUUUGCUGAUCUGUGACGAUUUCAUGAACCAAAAGAACUGGUUCGUAAACUAAGGCAGGUUCGUGAAAGUUUGUAGUUCAUGAAAUGCGACGAACCACGAACCCCACGGGUUUUUUCCGGUUCGUGCCCAUCUCUGCUGCUGAUAUCAUUUCUGUUAUAAACCAAGUGUUUUUAGAAAGUGUGAGGGACCAAAUGGGGCUUUUGUCCAGCAAAGUUUCUGACUGGUCACUGGAGACCUGGAUAGCUGUGCAGAUCUUGAAAAAUGUUGCUUUGGCAGCAACUGCCAUCACAACACAAGGAUCUUCAUUGUGUGACUGAUGGUGUGUAUGCAAGAAAAUAUUUUUAAAUGAUAUGUUCAUUUUAAAAAGUAUCCUGUUAAAAAAAGUAUCCUGCUAAAAUAUUGAGAGUAACUAUUAGAGUUCUGCAUGAUCUCACUUCCUGACAUUUUGUGGUUGGCUCCGCCUCCUGCAGCAGCCAUUUUGUGGCUUCAUUCACCGUCUUGUGUCAGAAUUCUAAAGGUGCCCACAGGCUCAGAAAGGUUUCAGAGGCCUGAUUUAGACAACCUGUUUCAUUCCGCAAUCAAAAGUUUAGCAUUGGGGCUUUAUGUGGGGAAUGAUCUUCUGAUUUCCUUAUGAAUCUAAAGUUGAUUGUCAAACUGAGCCCCUUUCAGACAUGUUUGUUCCACCAGUGUUCACUUUGGGUGAAUAUAAAAAACAGUUGCUUGUUGAGCAAGAACUGGUUGGCUAAAAUGGCCUACUUCAUUCACUUAGUAAAAGCUGAUCAGAUAGCAAGUCUGAGUCACAGGAUGGGAUGCAGCUUCCUGUACUCGAGGACUUCAAUCUCUUCACCCCAUGUGCUCUACAUACUGUUCUUUCCACUGCCGGGCAUCCUAAAUGGUCUCAGCACUUCCAGCAGUGAGAUUAUGCAACUGCCAGGAAUUCUCUAUGAUCCUCUGAUGCUGCCCAGUGAAUCAGCCCAAAGUGGGUUGAUGGAAAGGGGGCAUUACAUUGAAUUGGGGAGCUGAACGGAAGGGCAGCAUUUUGCCUCUGAGGAACUGUGUUUCAAGGGGAAAGGAUGGUGGCUAUUGCUAUGUUGCUGCAAUUUUUUUCAAUUGAAGCAAAAAAGUUGAAACCUUCCACUGUGAUUGUUGAAAGAUUGUUUGAGCUCUUUGUCAAAACCAAGCCUAUGACUACCAUCUCCUUGCUUGUCAAACUGGGCCUGUCGUUACUGGUUCCUUGCUAAUGCUUGACUUUGUAAUUACCAUUCGCUUCCUUGUCAAAAUCCAUAUAUAAGGAAGGCUAGUAAUUUUUUAAUCUUAAUUUGUACCCACUUUUUCUCAGUGGAGAUCCAUAGAGGCAUACAUCGUUCUCCUUUCUUCCAUUUUAUCUUCCCAAUAACCCUGUAAGGUAGGUUAGGCUGAGCCUGAUGGCCCAAGGUCAUCCAACAAGCUUCUGUGGCAGAAUGGGGCUUCAAAUCUGGGUCUCCCAGAGCCUCAUCUGACAUUUUAACCCCUGAACCCCACUGGUGGUGGUGGUUCCUUGUCCGUUUGUUGAUAAAACGGGGCCUGUAACAAACCAUAUAGAAUAGUUUGGGAUCCUUGUCCACAAAUCUAAGGUUCCAGCAGAUGGGUUCUGAAUCUAUACAAGUUUGGUAAAUAUUGGGCAUGGGCCGGAAGAAGAAUCAAGAAAUUAUAAUGGGACCGUACCAAGGUUUUUUCUUGCCUGAGGUGGAGAAACCAAACAACACCUGCUCUUUCACUCUAAGUAGCAGGGGGUACAAUCCUGCUGUGCCAUGCCUUUCAGUAAGGCUUGGACAGAACUUCCUCUGGCUUGUGCCAGAGGAAUUGGAUCUUAGAUCUUUUGGUGUCUUGUCCUCCCCCUCACCAACCAUUUAGCUUUUAGUGCCUGAGGCGAUUUCUUCCUUUUGGCUCACAGCCUCUGCUUCUGGAAACGCUGCCCAUUUUACAAAAGGGAAGGCUAUAUCCAGAUCUCUGUGUUAGCGGUUUCUGAUUUGCCACUAGAUCUUAUUAAUAGACGUGAUUAGCAAUGUGCCUUGUUCUUAAUUCUGCUUUUGAAUUGGUGUUGAGGUCUGAUUCCAGCUAAGAAUGGAUUCCCCCACCCCACAAACACCAGUAAAGCCGUUCCAUCUGUUUCUCCCCUCACCCCAUUAUGGGAAGCCCUAGAUGAGCAAUAUCAGAUGCGCACAUUGUAAUGAAGUAAAAUGUUGUUCUGCUUUGAUCAGUGUUUGUUUGUGACAUUUGUUUAGUGACUUGCCACCAUUAUGGCAUUUGAUGCCCUUGGUAUUUUCUUCAAUAAAU
Eublepharis macularius is the source of this 8947-nucleotide messenger RNA. RefSeq names its product zinc finger protein 436-like. The transcript is spliced from 9 exons. Gene Ontology annotation, molecular function: RNA polymerase II cis-regulatory region sequence-specific DNA binding; DNA-binding transcription activator activity, RNA polymerase II-specific. Gene Ontology annotation, biological process: regulation of transcription by RNA polymerase II. NCBI's taxonomy places the organism in Eukaryota, Metazoa, Chordata, Lepidosauria, Squamata, Eublepharidae. The record is from RefSeq and is a predicted model, not a curated record. Gene Ontology annotation, cellular component: nucleus. Bases 475 to 2883 code for a protein of 802 amino acids.